AUGGGGGCCAAAGAAGUAUUGAUCAAGUCAGUCGCUCUCGCUUUACCGAUCUAUGCUAUGUCGGUAUUCCAGCUCCCUAAAGACUUAUGUGCUAGAAUCACAAGUGAUAUCGCUGAGUUCUGGUGGAGCAGUGGUAACAAAAAGAAAAAGAUCCACUGGGUCUCAAUGGAAAAGCUGUGUAAACCGAAAGAAGCUGGAAGUAUGGGGUUCCAUGACAUUGGGCGCUUCAAUCAGGCGUUGCUAUGUAAGCAGGCAUGGAGGAUAUGGAGCCAGCCUGACUCUCUUGUUGCUAAAAUUCUCAGAGGCAGAUAUUUCUCUAAGAGUUCUUUUAUGGAUUGCGGUGUAGGCACUCGUCCUUCUUACAUUUGGAGGAGUAUUCUACAUGGUCGCGAGUUGCUGCAACAGGGACUAGUCAGGAAAAUCGGUAAUGGAGCCUCAACUAACGUCUGGGCAGAGAACUGGAUCAUUGAUACCACACCCAGACCACCUAUGUACCGAGCAGACAGUGAUAUAGACCUCACGUCAAAAGUCUCUGAUUUAUUCAUGGAUAACACAGGGCGAUGGAACAGAGAACUUCUGUUUGAAACUUUCACUGAUGAAGAUGCAGAGCGAAUCCUAUCUUUGAAGCCACGGAUGGAGGCUCAAGACUCAGUGGAAUGGGGAUUCACCAACAAUGGCUUCUACUCUACUCGUAGUGGCUAUAAAUUAACAGAGGAACUGGUGAAGCUUAAUGCUGGUGGAGGUAGUUCUCUUCCUCCCUUGGAAAAGAAACUAUGGAGUCACAUCUGGAAAAUCAAAGCGCCUCCUAAGCUCAAACAUUUCAUCUGGAGAGCUCUCUCUGGUGCUUUGGCUGUUGGGGAAAGAUUGUGUACUUGA
This is a messenger RNA of Raphanus sativus (radish), 876 nucleotides long. RefSeq lists its product as uncharacterized. The transcript has a single exon. The record is from RefSeq and is a predicted model, not a curated record. Bases 1 to 876 code for a protein of 291 amino acids. Lineage: Eukaryota; Viridiplantae; Streptophyta; Magnoliopsida; Brassicales; Brassicaceae.